Spinacia oleracea (spinach) is the source of this 1617-nucleotide messenger RNA. RefSeq names its product protein TUNICAMYCIN INDUCED 1. The coding region runs from base 187 to 1488 and encodes 433 amino acids. The transcript has 3 exons. The record is from RefSeq and is a predicted model, not a curated record. NCBI's taxonomy places the organism in Eukaryota, Viridiplantae, Streptophyta, Magnoliopsida, Caryophyllales, Amaranthaceae.
UCUCUCACCCCAUUGGACUUAAUUUUCCCGUCACCACCUCCCUAGAACAUUCUUAGAACAAAAAGUCUAGAACUUCACCUCCGUGUAACAAUAUUUAUUUCGUAAGGUCGAUUAAUCCUUAAAACAAAAAUAAAUUUCCCUCUUUUUAAAAAAGGUACAUCCAAAUCUUCGAUUUCUGCAACUUUAAUGGCGUCCUUUACCAUCUUAGGAGCUCUAGCUUCGGCUAUAAUUGUAUCAAUGGCGGUUUUGCCUUCUUCCUCUGCUCUCGUUUCAUCUCCCGACGUCAAUCCACCGUUUCCGAAAGCGAUUUCUGAUUUGAAGGAAGCUGUAGUGAAAGGAUUAGGGUUCCAGACAGAUGAUUUCAAAAUAACGGGGUUUGAUAUGAGGGAUACGUUGGUGGGGCAUUCAGUGGCGUAUGAGUUUGAUGUCGAAAUCGACAAUAAGGUACUCCCAGUGAAGCUUUUGGAGGAUGUGAAACGAUGGGAAUAUGUCGAUUUGCCAAUAUUUCGGGUGGAAAAGCCUGUUAAACCAGGGGAGGAGAAUGGAUUGAUUGAGAGGAAGAUGAUGGAGGAAAAUAUGGGUCCAGUUUUAGCACCCUUUCAGCUUGCAGGUCCUAUGGAGCUCUGGAUUCAGGAUGCCAAACACAUGAGGCUCUCAUUGCCGCAUGAUGUGGAUGCUGGUGAAUUGCGAAAAGUAAUUCUUGCAGAAGGUGCUGUUGUAACAGUCAAGGGUGCAAAAUCAGUAAGCUUGCGCCAGCCUCUUGAACUCCCACUACCCUUGAACCAAACUCAAAAUGGUUUCGCCUCUGGUCUCCUCAGUCUAGCACAGCACCUUCACCAUGUUUCUGGUUCAAAAGGUGCUCCCCUUCUCUCUCUUCGUGUUGUAGGCCCUACCUCCCUGGCAUCUCCUUCUCCUUCCUCACACUCAUCAUCCAACCGCUUGAAGCUGAAACGCCUUGCUCCUGGUCUGGUUGAAUUGUCUUCACCAUCAACUAACAAACCCGUUGAAAUAGCCACUGCCAUUGAUAUCCCAAGUGAAGUUCCUACUCUUCUAACACCUGAACAAUUUACCACAUUGUGGCCCAUGUCCUCUUUGAAUGGUUCAAAUUCAAACUUGCUUGGUCUUGAAAAAUUGCUCUCUUCUGUGUUGGGGCCUAAAGCCAACAAAAAGGGUUCCUUCAGGCUGUUAAAGGCUGAUGUUUCUGCUCAGACGUACUUGAAGGUUGGAUUCAAGGUGGAGAAGCAGCUCCAAGAAGGAGAUGGGAUCAACCUGGAGGGCUUUCCUGAGUGGAGGACAAAGCCCGAGAAGGUGAAGAUGCAUUUCGAAGCCCUUGCUAAGGUAGAGGGGGAUAGAGUUAUACCCGAAAAAGUUACACAGGUUCAUCCUGUUAUUUUGGAGGAUACAGUGGCUCCUAGUGUGUUGUUAGGCAAUGUAACAAUGUCGAAAAUGCCAAUAUUUCAUCAACCAUCAAACCCACUUACCCUGUAAUAUAUACAACUUCACUCAAGUACAAAAAUAUACAUUGAUCAACAGCUGUAGAUAUGAGAUCCUCCCCUCCCUGUAUAUUUUACCGGAAAUUAUACGUACUGCUAAUAGUUUCAUCUUUUGAUUGUUUAA